GUUCACAGGUAAACCGAGACCAGUAGAACCAGUUGCUCAUCUGAUAAGAUCGCUGUAAACAAAAGCUUACAACUUCUGUCUUAAUUAUCGGUCAGUUUGAGAUUCAGAUACCAGAAUGUCCAGCACAGUCAUACCCAUGAACUCUUCAACGCUCAUCAUCCAGUUUCAACCACCAACACAAACAACCCCUGUUACGACGGUGACAAAUGCUCCUGUGCCUGUUUAUGUACAACAGGCGGCGGGAGUUUCACCUCUUCAUGGACUUCAGGCGUUUCUGAAAGGCCAACCGAAAGCCCUUGGGACGGUUCAGAUAAUGAUCGGUGUGCUGACUUUCCUGUUUGGCAUUGUGUCUACAGUUUAUGCACAGUCCAUCUUUGUUAUUACUGGUCUUCCUUACUGGGGAUCUCUCAUCUACAUUACAGCAGGCGCACUCUGCAUUUCUGCAGAAAAUAAAAUUAAUUCACCUUCCAGUUUGUGUUUGGUGAAAGCUUCACUUGGAAUGAACAUUUUCAGUACUUUAACCGCAGGCAUCGCCAUUAUUUUCACUUCACUGGAUUUGGCUUUAGGACCAAUGAACUCUUACUGCAGCGGUUAUGACUGUUAUUAUUUAGAGACAAAGUAUAAGACUCUCUUCAGGGGAAUCAGUGGUGUAUUGUUGGUAUUCACCUUGCUUGAGUUUAUCAUCUCCAUCUGUCUGUCAGCAUUUGCCUGUAGAGCUAGCCCCUGCUGUUGUCCUUCUCAGGUGCAGUUUGUCCCUCAAGUUCUACCUCCACAGCCCUCUGAUUUCAGGCCCAUUAAUUUCCAUGGUCUUAACAGCUCAGUGAUACCUGUGGUCAGCAGCUCUUCCAUUCAUCACCAGCCUGCAGAUGCUCCUCCACAAUACAGUGAAUUCAAAUAAAUAUGU
Sinocyclocheilus rhinocerous is the source of this 904-nucleotide messenger RNA. Its product is annotated as membrane-spanning 4-domains subfamily A member 5-like. Gene Ontology annotation, cellular component: membrane. The transcript has 8 exons. The record is from RefSeq and is a predicted model, not a curated record. NCBI's taxonomy places the organism in Eukaryota, Metazoa, Chordata, Actinopteri, Cypriniformes, Cyprinidae. Bases 116 to 898 code for a protein of 260 amino acids.